This is a messenger RNA of Clonostachys solani, 3690 nucleotides long. The record is from the annotation of a GenBank genome assembly. NCBI's taxonomy places the organism in Eukaryota, Fungi, Ascomycota, Sordariomycetes, Hypocreales, Bionectriaceae.
AUGAUCCGGCAAAAGUUACGUGAGCGCUUAGAUCGGCUGCGGCGAAAGCCAUCCCGUCUAUCGAAUGAUGCCGAUGCCAAUGUCCAAUCAACACAGGCACCCCAGAGAAACCUACUAGCCCCGACGAUUUCCGGGCCUGCUCCGUCUGUGCCUGCUCCGUCUGUGCCUGCUCCGUCUGUGCCUGUUCCGUCUGUGCCUGGCUCAAUAACCCACAAUCAAACAAGUACGUUGCGGCCAGCAGGCGACCCCAUUGAUAAAACCGGUAUCCAAUCCAACCAGGGCGCUCUUCUGCCUGGACCAAAGUCCAAUGAGACCAGUUCGUCAACUACCGGUAGCCAUCCCGACACAGUUCUUAUUUCUUCGGACCUUUGGAGCGCAGCAUACAGUGAGGCAGUUAGAAGUUUCGGAAAAGACUUGGACGUCGCCACCCUCCAAGGCAAGAAUAUGGAGCAGCUUUUCAAGCAGCUCGAAGCAUUGGACAAAGACUCCACUCAGCAGCCAGGAUUCCAACGGGGAGUAGGGUAUCUGCGUUCUAUCCAGGUGCCGCUUGAGAGAUUCAAGCUGGCAUUAGACCUGACUAGCCCAUUGGCGACAGGCCUCGGACCAACUACGUCUGUCGUCGGUGCGGUCAGAAGUGUGACAGCAAUUGCGAUCACUUUUGCGACUGCUGAUCGGGAGUUUGCCAAGCAAAUCGGAGAAAUGCUUGAACAAAUUUCCUAUAUUGAUGACUGCGACACACUCGGCCAGCAGUCAGAUAAACAAGAUAUACACAAAGCACUUGUUUCGGUGUAUCGGAAAAUGCUAAUGUUCUACCAAGCUGCAUUGGAAAUUCUGUCGAAGCAAGGGGCAAAAUUAAUGUUAAAGAUGGCCUUGGAAACCCACCAUCUCCCGCAACUCGUACAGGAUUUCUUAAGACACGCCGACGUCCUUCGAAAACUUGUACAGAAAGCUACGUGGGAGAUUGUUGAGGAUAUCAAGACAAUGCUCUAUGACCGCGAGAUUGCUAUUUGGUUAGGGAGCGACAAAAUGAGCGAUCAAAGCCAGUACCACGCUUCAUUACAAGACCUUCGAGCUGACCGAGCCUGCGAACCAUUACUUGCAAAUACCAAUUUCAUUGACUGGUACAAUGCGCCUGAAUUCCGGGAACUAGUAGUCCUUGGACAAACAGGCUGCGGAAAAACUGUUUCUAUGGCAUUUUUGGUAGACUCGUUGAUGAAGAUGAAUGAGCACCUGAUACCUCAGCCCAAGAUAUGCUAUUACUAUUGCCGAGGAAAUGAGACCGGAGAGGCCGUUCACAUUAUUUCUUCAUUGAUUUUGGCGCUCCUGGGGCAGCUGCCUGGUCUGAAGAAAACAUUUUUCGAAUGGUAUAAACAGGCUCAGGCUUCUGGGUGUUAUGAUCCAGCAACAGACUAUAGAAAACUAGAAGAAUUUCUAGAACUUGUCUUCCAAACACUAAACCGCCAACUCUUUAUUAUUAUCGAUGGCCUGGAUGAGUGUGGAAGGGGGUCGAGAUCCACUCUUCUUAAGCUAUUCAAAAAGCUCAGUCAAAGGAAUACCAGGCUUAAGGUGAUACUAUCUUCUCGGCCGCAAGAAGAGAUCCUAACCCAGUUGGACCGAAUGCCCAGGAUUUUUCUUGAUACUAAUGUCACACGAGACGGAAUCAUCGUUGAAAAGUUAGUUCAGAAAAGGUUAUCCUAUCUCUCGAACGAUGUUGCAGAAUUUGUCAUCCAGGUUUUAUCUCGAAAGGCCCAAGGAAGCGCGAUAUGGGCCAAAAUGGUAAUUGAUCUCAUCGAAAUUCGAGGAAUUAGAGCCCCAGGCCCUAUGCGGCGAUUCUUGGAGGAAGAACCGUUGCCCAAAGGGCUUUAUGAGCUCUAUAAUACUUUACUUUCGCGGUGCACGGCAGAUGACUUUGAAAAUGAAGCGCUCGCGCAUACAGCGUUAAGGUUACUUGCUGUCUCCCGCAGGCCUCUCAGUAUUCUGGAGCUCGCCUGGGCCGUUACUUUGGGUGCGACCAAAGAAGACAUUCUAUCCAUCUCUGAUCUCACUAUCCUGGUAGACUAUCAGAGAGUGAUGAGCCUUAUUCAUCCGUUUGUUACUCGCCUUGACUUUGGUGACCUUAAGAAACGUCAAGUAGGACUGGUUCACCAGUCCGUGAAGGAGUUCAUAUUGAGCGAAUGCGACCCGACCCCUCCUCUGCUAUUAAGCUCUGGUUCUAGAGCUUUUCACAAACGGCAUAUUGGCCAAAAUAUUGAAUAUAUGGAGGCGUGCGCACUGGAAAUAUGUGUCAAGUAUCUUCUUCUAGAGGAGAUUGGCAACCAGACGCUAUUUUCUGAAGAACAAAUAGCUAUCGAAGAGCUGCCUCAAGGUUUCGACCUGUUUGAUAGCGACGGAGAAACAAUCGAGUAUGACCCGUAUUGCUCGUGGGAUGCAGGGGAAGAAAACAUGAUACUGUACGAUCCAGCUGACCGCGGAUUUGGCGAAUUUUUUGCCUACGCUUCAUGCUACUGGGUUGACCACUUAGGUGCUGUAACGAAGGAACCUCAAUUGCAUCUACCAGGUAUUGAGAAGCUAUGUGAAGCUGGAUCAACUCGAAUUCAUAACUGGAUCGAGCAAAAUCGCCGCCCAGGCUGCACUAUUAAACCCAGGUUUGAAUUCGACGCCUCUUUGUACGAUCCAGUGACAAUCAUGUCGCUGUACGGCUCAGAUGCUAUGCUUCGCUCCAUGCUUGAGGAAUCAGACUUCAACUCCAUGAUCUUUUAUAAUCGGCCAAUUUUAGGGGCUGCUGAUCAGAUCAUCCAAUGGGGUGAUCUUUCUCGGCUCAAGAUACUUUUCCUGGAUGACAGAGUUGGUCAGCAGCUCCAAAUUUUGGACUUUUUUUUGCUCCUGAUGAGUCGUUGGUCUUACCCACGUGUACAGCAUCAGAGCUGGGACUUGGCCUUUGACCUCAUCAACCAGAUGCUCGACUUGGGGCCGGCUAUUGAGCAGUGGGGCAAUGAACUCCUGUGUGUGGCUGCGGGUAUGGGCUGCAUGCCCGUGAUCUGCCGAUUGAUGAUGCGAGCUCGACGAGACACAGUACUUAGGAUCGAGCUGUUACGUGGAGCCCAGCGUGAACAAGGAACCCACUCUAUGGACAAGCCCCUGCAUCAAUCGAUUGGGGAGGCUGUGUGGUGUAACCAUGUACAUGUCGUGGAAUACUUGCUAGGCGUGGAGGGCAUCGAAGCGCACAUUGCCUAUCUCAACUCACGCGGCGAGAAUAUUCUCCAUCUGGCGUCAAGAUACUGUAACCCAGCCGUGUUUCGCAUCUUGACUCCCCGAUUCCAGCUGAGCAUGCAACAGAAGGACAAUUCAGGGAAUACCGCGCUGAUGCGAAUUAUGACGAGCUCUGCCUUGUUGCAAGAUCGACUUGAGUCGGCGAGAAUAUUGCUUUCGCAUGCUGCGACUAUUCAAGAUUAUGGUUCUCAGGAUGAGCAGCAGGAAUCUCUUCGCAUGGCCGUUCGUCUCGGUGAACUAGAAAUGUGCGAUGUACUACUCUCCAUCGGUAGAGCUGAUCCUCGCUUACUCUCAAUACGCAAUAAUCAAGGGGAGAUGAUUUUUCCGGGUGAAAUUACCGAUAAUGAGGGACUUUUGCCGGCCAUAGUCCAGCUGUUACGCAGACAUGCUGGAACAACAUCUUUGGACACUGACCUGUAG